Penicillium angulare is the source of this 1641-nucleotide messenger RNA. Its product is annotated as sugar porter family MFS transporter. Gene Ontology annotation, cellular component: membrane. Gene Ontology annotation, biological process: carbohydrate transport; transmembrane transport. Gene Ontology annotation, molecular function: carbohydrate:proton symporter activity. The coding region runs from base 1 to 1641 and encodes 546 amino acids. The record is from RefSeq and is a predicted model, not a curated record. The transcript is spliced from 4 exons. Lineage: Eukaryota; Fungi; Ascomycota; Eurotiomycetes; Eurotiales; Aspergillaceae.
AUGGUGCUCAUUGGAAAUAUCUAUGUGAUUGCUUCCGUUGCCGUCGUCGGCGGUGGUUUGUUCGGCUUCGAUAUUGCGUCGAUGUCGGCGCAGCUUACGGAGAACUCCUACCUUUGCUAUUUCAACGAGGGUCCUAAUGGCCCGCCCUUCGACGACAAUCCCGACUGUAGCGGUCUUCCUUCUCUGAAACAGGGUGGUGUAACAGCCUCCAUGGCUGCUGGCUCCUGGCUGGGCGCCCUGAUCUCUGGUUUUAUCUCAGAUCGUCUCGGUCGAAAGUACUCCAUCAUGCUGGGCUGCGUUAUCUGGAUGGUGGGUUCCAUCUUGAUUUGCGCCGCUCAGAAUAUCGCUAUGCUCAUCGUUGGUCGUAUCAUCAAUGGUAUAGCGGUUGGUAUCGAAUCCGCUCAGGUCCCGGUUUAUAUCUCAGAACUCUCGCCGCCGUCCAAACGUGGUCGGUUUGUGGGUUUACAGCAGUGGGCCAUUACUUGGGGUAUCCUUAUUAUGUACUAUAUCUCGUACGGAUGCUCUUUCAUCGGAGGCCAGAAGUCCUACAAUUGGAAAGCUGCGGCCUGGCGAGUACCCUGGGGACUGCAGAUGAUUCCUGCCAUACUCCUGUUCUUUGCCAUGAUGUUCCUGCCCGAAUCUCCUCGUUGGCUGGCUCGAAUGGAUCGUUGGGAGGAGGCCCAUGAUGUGUUGGCCCUGGUGCAUGCUAAGGGCGAUCGCAACCACCCCUUCGUGGCCAUCGAAUUGCAGGAUAUUCGAGAAAUGUGUGAGCUGGAACGCUCGUUUAUUAGCGUUACCUAUAUGGACCUAUUCAAGCCAAGGAUGCUUAACCGUACUCUCAUCGGAUUGUUCACCCAGAUCUGGUCUCAGCUGACCGGUAUGAACGUUAUGAUGUACUACAUUGGCUACGUAUUUGCGAUGGCCGGUUACUCCGGUAACUCGAACCUGCUCGCCUCGUCGAUCCAAUACAUCAUCAACGUAGUGCUGACCGUUCCAGCUCUGGUUUGGAUGGAUCGCUGGGGGCGCCGACCUACGAUGCUGGUGGGCGCAUUUUUGAUGUGCGUCUUCAUGUUCGCCAAUGCCGGCAUUCUCGGAGCUCACGCUGAAAUCAUUCCUGAAGGCAAGCGUAAGACUGCCGAGGAGUCAAUGAAAGUGACCGGUUCGGCGGCCAAGGGUCUGAUCGCAUGCACUUAUCUAUUCGUCGCCUCAUACGCACCCACAUGGGGUCCUGUAUCGUGGACUUACCCACCCGAGCUCUUCCCCUUGCGUCUACGUAGUAAGGGUGUGUCUGUAGCCACCUCGGGCAACUGGGCGUUCAACAUGGCGCUAGGACUUUUCACCCCACCAGCAUUCACCAGUAUCACCUGGAAGACCUACAUUCUGUUCGGUGUUUUUAAUGCGUCCAUGUUCAUCCACGCCUUCUUCAUGUUUCCGGAAACCGCCGGAAAGACCCUGGAAGAGACUGAGGCCAUGUUCGAAGACCCCAACGGUCUCAAAUUCUUUGGCACUCCGGCCUGGGAGACUCGCGUACAGACUAUGCACACCGCUGCUCUGGAGCAUGGCGACCUAGAGAGUACCAAGCCACAGGCGGAGACUGCAGAAGCUCCCGACACCCUGCAGAUGGCUGUGACUCACUGGUAA